This is a messenger RNA of Dermochelys coriacea (leatherback sea turtle), 2935 nucleotides long. It is a transcript of the gene KYAT1, whose product is annotated as kynurenine aminotransferase 1. The record is from RefSeq and is a predicted model, not a curated record. Lineage: Eukaryota; Metazoa; Chordata; Testudines; Dermochelyidae. Bases 690 to 1967 code for a protein of 425 amino acids. The transcript has 13 exons. Gene Ontology annotation, cellular component: cytoplasm; mitochondrion. Gene Ontology annotation, biological process: biosynthetic process. Gene Ontology annotation, molecular function: L-kynurenine:2-oxoglutarate transaminase activity; pyridoxal phosphate binding.
AAAAUGCUGCCACAAAUACCAUUUUCUUAGCUCUUCACUUUGACCAUAUUACACCUCUCUUUGCACCCCUUCACUGGUUCCCCUUUCUCCAUUGCAUCAAACUUAAGGUAAUUGUCUUUUAUUUUCAAGACCCUUUCAAGACCCCCAUGCUACCUUUCAUCUCUCAUACACUAUUGAAAAUUCAGUUCCCGCCUUCAGUCAGCCAAUGAUCCCAGCCACCAUCACCCGCUUGUUAAAUUCUCAAGAAUCACCUCUGUGGUGCUCCUCAUGCGUGGGAAGAGCUCCCCAUAAACAUCUACAAAGCCAACGCAUCCUCCUUUGAAACCCUCCUUACAACUUUCCUUUGCUAAGGCCUACAAAAAAAUUGACACUGGUUAGGCAGAUGGUUUGCUGGGACUACUGCCCAUCAUGCUGACCAGUGUCAUCUCAUUGUUUCUUUGUUCUUCCCCAUCUAUCCAACUGCUGUCUCUUUUCUUAGACUGUAAGCUCUUUGGGGCAAGGACCAUCUUUUUGUUCUGUGUUUGUACAGCGCCUAGUACAAUUGGGGGCUGGUCCAGGAUAUGGAUAUUGAGGAAUAAAAACAGAAGUUGUUCAUGCAGAAAGGGGGAGAAUAGUGUUCCGUAGGGAACUGGAGGUUCCUUCUGAAGGAUCUUCCCUACAGCCUGAGGGGAGGACAGUUGAAGACAAAAAUGUCAAGGCUGGUUCAAGCUCGAAGAUUGGAAGGAGUGGACAAGAACAUCUGGGUGGAAUUUGUGAAACUGGCUGCCACUUAUCCAAAUGUGAACCUUGGCCAGGGCUUCCCUGACUUUCCCCCGCCAGACUUUGUGAAGGAGGCGUUUAUGAAGGCCGUUGGUGGGGAGAACAUCAUGCUGCACCAGUACACCCGGGCCUUUGGACAUCCAGCACUGGUGACGAACCUGGCCCGCUUCUUUGGGAAGCUGCUAGGGCAAGAACUUGAUCCUAUGACCAAUGUGCUGGUGACGGUCGGGGCAUACGAAGCUCUUUUCUGCUGUUUCCAAGCUCUGGUUGAUGAAGGCGAUGAGGUGAUUAUCAUUGAGCCGUUCUUUGACUGCUAUGAGCCAAUGGUGAAGAUGGCUGGGGGCACUCCUGUGUUCAUACAACUGCGAUCAAAAGCUGAAGAAGCUGGAAAACUGAUGUCCAGUGGAGACUGGCAGCUGGAUCCAGCAGAGCUGGCUUCCAAAUUUACCAAACAAACCAAAGCCAUCGUUUUGAACUCACCCAACAACCCGCUGGGGAAGGUGUUCACCAGGGAGGAGAUGGAGCUCAUCGCAGACCUGUGCGUGAAACACGAUGUCCUGUGCUUCAGUGAUGAAGUGUACGAAUGGAUGGUCUAUGAUGGGAAGGAGCACAUCCGGAUUGCCAGCUUGCCGGGCAUGUGGGAUCGCACAAUAACCAUUGGAAGUGCUGGCAAAACCUUCAGCACCACAGGAUGGAAGGUUGGCUGGACUUUGGGGCCUGAUCGCCUUCUGAAACACCUCAGAACUGUCCACCAGAACUCUGUGUAUCACUGUCCGACAGCAGCUCAGGAAGCAGUGGCUCAGGCAUUCCAAAGAGAGUUUGACAACUAUGGGAAGCAAGACAGUUAUUUUGUUCAGCUGGCUCAGGAGCUGCAGCAGAAGCGGGACUGGCUAGUUCGGAGUCUAGUUGCCGGGGGCAUGAAACCCAUUGUCCCUGAGGGCACCUACUUCCUGAUGGCAGACUUCUCAGAGUUCAAAAGUGAAGUACCUGACCUCCCGGACUCUGAUGAACCCUACGACUCUCGGUUUAUAAAGUGGAUGAUUAUAAACAAGGGUUUAGCUGCCAUUCCAGUCUCCGCUUUCUACAGCACUCCACACAAGAGGAAUUUUGACCAUCUCAUCCGCUUCUGCUUUGUGAAGGAGGAAGCUACGCUGAAGGCAGCAGAAGACAUACUGCAACAAUGGAGUCUGGAGAAAACGGGCCAGUGAAUGCUUUGGACAGAAUACCAGGCAGGCUCGCCUGCACUCUGCCCUGAUCUACUGCUAUGUCCUGCUCUCCCUGAUGCAGCCAUCGUGGCUAUAGAGUCUUUGCUUACUGACUUUAUUUUAACACUUUAUUGCAUCAUUGGAUUUUGGUCACCUUCUCUAUCAUGCACAUGGGCAAGAAGUUUGUCAGCCCUCAGAUCUAGUUCAAAGCUUCUCAUUGCUGUCCACUAGCGAAAAGGUUUUAUUGUUCCUUGGGACUUGUGAGCCUGUAUAUACACUGGCAAAACUUUAUUUCCUCUUUUUACUUUCAAAAGCUUCACUGACUUAUUUAUCCUGGGUUCCCUGCAGCUAAAAAACAAGGCAAAAAUAGUUGCUGGGCUCCCUCUCCCGCCCAUAAUAUUCUUCAUCUGCUCUGGUCAUCAAUAAUAUUUUACCUUGAAUGCAGCGGGGCUGCAUUGACACUGCUGAAUUACAGACAAGGGCCAAAUUCUGCUCUUACACCAUUGCAAUUCUGCUGAAGCUAUGGAGGUUGCACCAGAGACACUGAGGCUAUGGCUACACUACGCACCAUUUAGCGACACAGCUGUGCCACUGAAAGGUGCACAGUGUAACUGCUCUUUGUCAGUGGGAGAGAGCUAUUGCACCGACAAAAGACUUCCACCCACAAGCAGCGGUAGCUUUGUUGGCAGAAGAGCUCUCCUCCCCACAAAGCACUGUUCACACCGGCACUUUUCAUGGUAAAACUUUUGUUGUGCGGGGGUAGGGGGGAAGUUUCAUACCCCUGAAUGACUAAAGUUUUACCAACAAAAGUCCACUGGGGACAGAGCUUGAGAAGAGAAUUCGCCUUGCUGACCAGGCCAAGGGAGGUUGACCAACUAGCUUAAAAUACCUAUCACUUUCCUGUAUAUUUCAAAAGCGUGAGGAUAAAGGAAUUGUUAGAUUAGUACAAUAAAAAAGAAUGGGAUUUAAAA